AUGAAUCCAGUUAGUCCCUUUCUCGCGGCAUUGGCCGAACAAUGUCUUCUGUUCUACCUCGGCCGACACAGUGAAGAUGGAAUACAAGCGGAAACCCAAGAGGGUUGUGUCAGCUUCAGCCUCCACAGACUUGUGAUGUCAGCGAUAAUUGACAAGUGGGACCAAGGAGACGGUGAUCGCGCUACGUUGACAGACUCCAAGAAUCAAAUCGAUGCCAUCUUCUCGCGAGAAUCGCUUAAUGAGCACGAGGCCAAUUUCCCAUGCCCAUCAACGAUUAAAGACGGACCCAAAAGACAGCUGAUUGAGCUUCUUGAUGUGAAGCUGGCUCUUCUGUACUCGACAAGCUCCCCCGAGAUCGAGCUUCGCGUCAAUCGUUUUCGCAUACGUUGGGAUAAGGUCACAAAAGGAGAGCCUCCUAAACCCAAGCUAAAAAAAACUCCACUUAUAAAAAAUCUCAUAAGGGAAGCCUGUCAGAGAAUACAGUCAGCUUCCGCUGGUGCCAGACCCAAUGGUCAAGCAGAUGUUGUCUUGGCUGGGCCUUCAAUAUCCCAAUUCCAUCAACCAACCCCUCCUGGCUCUCAGGUUGAAUCGAUGGGAUCGCAACUGUUUUCCCAAGUUUUGCCUAAUGCCAACCACGACGCACGACGAGACAACUCUAAAAGAAAUCGCGUUUGUCUCGACAAGGACACCAUUAUUGGGCUCUUGAGACCUUCUGCCGCUUUGGGAAAACCUCAAGUUGAUUCAUAUAGCCCAUCGCUGGGAGUUAGUAACAUCAGGCAGUCCCCGUCACAGAAUAGUAGUAUACCGGUUGAAUCAGGAGCACACUCCUCGCAUGGACUGACGAACACACCAGCUGAAGGUGCAUGCGCUGAUGAAUUCGAUACUGAAUCUCCCCAUCUCAAUACCAGUGCGCAUAUCGCUGAUUCGAUGGUCAUUGAGAAGCAACCUACGUAUUCUUCAAUUGGUCUCGUUGAUCGAGACGAGACUGCAAGUGAGGAUAUCCGACAAAGUCAAGUACUCUCAAAGAAAAGACAACGUUCCAGCACGGGUGUACCUUUACAGGCAUCUUUUGAUGACAAAGAUCCCCAGGCGCAGCCAAAGCUGGUCAUUCAGGCGUCAGCAAACAAACGACAGCGUACUGAUACUGGGGACCUGACUCCAAAGGACUUGAAAGGAAUCAAAGAGGGCCUGGGUGAGCUUGAGCCCGAGUCCGUGCUUUCCGGGGUAGCAAAUGUGCCCAUGCAGGACCCAUCGCCAGAUCCAUGGAAUGGAAUGACAAAGAUAUCGACAAAUGAUGUUCAUAUUCCCAAAGAGCAAAUCAAUCUUUUUGAGCCACUUGUGUGGGUCCAACUAGGCUCUAGCGAACCUGCACCGUUGUGUCAUGUACCACCCAGACUUCUGUCGAGAUGGAACGAUGUUGCUCAAAGAAGAAAGUUCCUGGCAGAGAAGGAGGAUCAGAAGAUUGUUCAUCCGGUCCAAACCCAGCAAGAAGAGGACGGGACUGAAUCUGUCGCUGACUUGGUAAGCCAAGGUUCAGUAAUCGUUUCUUGGCCGUCUUCACCUGAAAGGCCCCCUAGAAAGAACCUCCCAUCCAACAGCCCGCCCCCUUCGAGGAAAUCCAGGAGCAUCAAUAACUGCACGCCGAGCGGCACUCAAUCUAGCGCAUAUCAAACUGCAGAAGAUGGUGAUGUAAAUGUUGUGAAUGGAUCUCGUGCUAUAUCUCAGUCCGCGCAGGAGAUUGACGCCUUACAAAAUGCUCUAGAAAUCGUCGCUCAGCGCAAGUCCCAGCCUCGUGAAGAGUCAACGAUAAUCCCAGAGGAGGCAAGAUCCCAGUCUCAAGGCCCUGGUGAUAAUUCGUCUCAAGAGCACGUUCAUUCCGGAUUAGGGACUGACGAUGAGGAACAAGAACCAACCCCAAUUCAAGAGGGUCAGGGUGGAUUGCGUUCAGAAAGCCCCCCGGCUCUCUCAGAGAUCCUUCUACCCGAGUCAAGUGGCGAUGAGAGUGAUGAAGCCGAGAUGGAGACAUGCGUUCCCUACGGUCUUGGGGCAAGUAUUCCACCGAGCAGUCAGCCUGAGCAACGAAUGGACAGCUCGGGGAAUAGCUCCGGUCCAUCACUUCUAAGACCCAAUAUGAGAGGCGUUCAAGUUGUUGAGACGCCUACCAUCAAAAUGACUCGGUUGCGCUGCGAGAAGGAAUAUGACAAUGCAAUUGAACCGGAAGUUUCAAAUACCCAGCGGCGAUCAUCCCAAGCGGCCAAUACAUCCUCUGAAACUCGAAUUCUCGCGACUUACCACUCGCAGGAAAUUUACGCGCAAGAUGACUCUUCUCAAAAGGCACCAAAUUCAUCUUUGCCGAUCGAUGGCGAAUCUCUUCGGGUGGACGUGCUAGGCACUCAGACCCAAACCAGCAGCUUAAAUCCGACUUCGCAAGAAACCCCCCAGUCUCACACAGAAGUUGUGCUUAAUUCUUCAAAGACUUCUCGGCGCCAGUGGGACUCCUCUAUGUUCAGCUCACAGCCGUCUGCCAACCCUUCAUCUAUUCCCUUUUCUAGCUCUCAUCCGCAGUCCAUGUCCCAACUAAACGCACCAAGUCAGAAUUCCAUGAGAGAAUUUUCUUCUCUUGAUGGCGCAACGUACUUCCCAGACACUUCUCUGUGUGGUUCAUCCGUCUGGACAGCUCCUGAUGCAGAGUCGCCAUCGAGAUCUCCUAAAGUCGGACUAAAUGAAAGUAUUCAUGAUACUGAGGUGGCGUUACAAAAUUUAAAUGGUGAGCUGGUGGCACGGCGUCAGAGCUUUAUCGACAAGCCUGACGAGACCGCCCAAGCCUUGAUGUAUUAUGAGAAAUUCUGUAAUGACUAUCAGUCAUACUCUGGAGAAUUUACACAUUUCGUCGAGACAUGUGCCAAGCUGCAGGGCCUACGAGACACUGGCGCGUUGAAACGAUCAUUUCUGUGGGACGACUUUGUUAUCCUAAAUCUCGAAGAUUAUCCGCGCCACAUAGAAGAGUGCGCAUCGCAAGAGUCCAAGGCAUUAGUCUACGAAGACUUCUUUUGCUCAAAAUUUUCAAGGCCCCGGCACAAGAAACGAAGCCUAACCACUCGCGCAAUUAGUGUGGCAGCAUCUCAAUUCAUUCCACCUUGCUCAACAACUUUGCCAAAUCAACCACCAUCAUGCCCUGCAUUUACCAGUGAAGGGGUAGACCCCUCUUUCAGGGCCAGUAUUGUGGACAAACUAUCAGAUCUCCACACUGAUUCAUUUGAUAAUGCGAGUGCCAGUGGCUUUUCCGCUGAUACAAGCACCAACGUCGGUGUCCUUCCUGCAACGCAGCCUGAAGUACAAGUCAAAUUGGAACAAGACAUUCCCAGCAAUGGACUAUCAGGCUCUCAGGCUCCUACAUCGCGUAUCGGUGUCCAAUAUCCUGUGCUUCCCAGCUCAGAACAGGAUAUUGUGGAUUUAAUGCAAUUUGACAAGGAUGACAUACAGGUCAAGCAUGCAAUGAGCGAUUUUGACAUGAGCGAAGCCGAUGACUCUCAAGAGGUAUAUCGUACCCACCACAGAACCGCAAGCAUUGAACUUGGCGAUGACAAUGAGGACCGCCGUAGCUCUCACGUUUCUUUCCAAGCUUCGCCAGAGGCUUCUAUCACAUUCGCCGCUCCUGCUCAACAUGUCCAACAAGAGGGACAAAGACCACGCCCCUGGUUUCGAUCUCUCAGAAACAUAUUCCCUACUGGUCCUGUAUGGUCCGAUGACCCCAAUACGCCUUUCAAACGCUGGGCUCGAGAAGACCAAAAUGUACUCCAAGAGCUUAAUCGCCGUGGAGGGGCCAAGAUCCAACUCGACGAUAAAGGCGUCAUCUGCCGACCUACCUACAAACGAGAACAGGGCCCUAAAUCAUCGUGA
This is a messenger RNA of Penicillium nucicola, 3900 nucleotides long. RefSeq lists its product as uncharacterized. Lineage: Eukaryota; Fungi; Ascomycota; Eurotiomycetes; Eurotiales; Aspergillaceae. The transcript has 2 exons. Bases 1 to 3900 code for a protein of 1299 amino acids. The record is from RefSeq and is a predicted model, not a curated record.